Paramormyrops kingsleyae is the source of this 1347-nucleotide messenger RNA. RefSeq names its product stAR-related lipid transfer protein 6. Gene Ontology annotation, molecular function: lipid binding. Lineage: Eukaryota; Metazoa; Chordata; Actinopteri; Osteoglossiformes; Mormyridae. The record is from RefSeq and is a predicted model, not a curated record.
CAGUGUCAUAAUCGCUAUUUUACUGAACGUAAUUGUUAAUACUAUUUGGUUAACUUGCAGUCCUAUAAAUCGCAGACCGUUUUCUGUGUGUGUACAAUUUAUGCAGAGACUGCAGCAGAUUAAGUCAUAUUGUGCAUUGCGGUGUAUAUAGUUUCUCAUAUUGUUAUUAUAAUAUUUUGUUAUAACCUUUUUGUCUACGAUUACAAUGGACUUCGUGUGGUCAUAUCAUCAUAUCAUCAUAUCAUCAAGAUGAAUCAGGAUGGACUUUGGCGAAAACUUCAGGAGAUAUUAUAAUAUCUUGGAAACCAUCCAAUGAGUAUCAAGGGAAACUGUACCGUGGUCAGGCAACCAUUGAGGACACCCCUGAAAAUAUCAUUCCUUUCAUGUAUCUUCCAGAGCAUAGAAUGAAAUGGGACAAGUCACUACAGUCUUAUUCCAUUCUUGAGCAUAUUGGCCAGGAGACUUUUAUUUGUCACACUGUCACCCACCGUUACGGCAUGGGUCUCAUUUCAUCCAGAGAUUUUGUUGACCUUGUGAAGGUAAAACGGUACAAUGGAGGAAUAGUCACUACUAACUCUGUGAGUGUUGAUUAUCCCCAAUGCCCACCAUGUUCACCUCACAUCAGAGGACACAACAAUGCAUGUGGAUAUGUGUGCUCUCCACUAAUGGGGACUCCCUCUCGGUCCCAGUUGGAGGUCUACAUCCAGCCUGACUUAGGGGGGAUGUUGCCUCGGACUGUGGUGGAAGCUGCUCUUCCCAACAACAUCAUCGACCUGGUCAACAGCGCUCGGGCUGGGCUGAAGGCCAAGACUAUGGAGAGUACUGGGCCAUAACCAAACAGGUGCUAAUACAUGAACGUUGUACUCUUAAUACCAUGGACAUUAGUCAUGCAAAAUAGGAAUAAUGUGUAAUAAUGAAUGGAAAAUUAAAUACUGUAAGAAAUACAGCAGGUUUGUAAUCCAGAAAACUUUUACGGAGUUUGACUUCGGGAUGAUCCAAAAUGUUUUGAUUAAACAGCUUCUGUUGACACUGCUCUGCUAUCAGUUUUGUGCGAAGCCAGGCAUGUUGCAAUUCAUGUUUUUUUGGUGGACUAAAUGCUGUGUAUAAUAUAUAACCAGUUGUGACUAUGUGAUAACAGUACAACAGGUUAUGAUGUUGUGCUUGUGAUCGGAAAGUUGUCGGUUCAAAUCUCAUGCUGGGCAGAGUGAUUUCACCAUUGGACCCUUGAGCUCUAGAGGCUGGCUUACCCAACCACACGACUCCUUGGAUAAAAGUGAAUGAUACAUACACAAAGUAACACUGCCAGGCUAAAUACAAGGAUAUUCUUAAAAGCAGCAACCAUUUACA